AUGCCUCACUUUGCAAAACCUCUUUUAAGAAACAUUAUUAUCAGAAAUCUAUUCAACAGCAUGAAGAGGAAGCAAUGUCUCCAGUAUUUGAAAACCCUGAGAACACUGCAAUAUGAUGGGUUUACAACUGUAUAUUUGGGGGAAACUUAUAUCCCUGAGAGUCUUGUAACAGGGGAAGAUUUUAGUGAUGGCUAUUUCACGCCAACUCCAACUUGGUGUAUUGUGCAUGCUGGUGGUAGUCAAGGAUGGAUGCCUUGGAAAUAUCGGAUGUUCCUAAGGGAUGAGUUAUGCAACAAACAAGAAGACAGCCUCUUCUCUGAGUUCUGUGAUGUGGCAAAGAAGACCUACGGGAAGUGCACAAUUGUGGUCAAAGACAGAAGGCAGCAGGAUGAGAUGAAGCCAAAGGAAGACAUAGAAUCCGAGGCCCAGGCCCAUGUCCCAUCAGUCCUUAACUUAACGAACAUCACAUGUUGUCCACAGGUGGCCAAGUCCUAUGGCCAUGAACUACUCUCUCUGCCUUCCGCUUACAGUUAUCUGAACCCUCUAGACUCAGCCUGGUCUUCUCUGAAAUGGUUUAUCAUCAAUUACAGAAAGGAGUUUUGUUUGCAGUCCACUGAUGGUGUCUAUUCUUACAAGUAUAUACUCUUCAGUGAUUUAAUUAGCAAAGGGAUUGAAAGGAUGAACCCAAGCAAAUGGAGAACACUAACUAACAAAGUACAAAGAUGGGAAAACUACUAUCUUGGUAAAUUUUCUGAAGUGCGAUUCCUCUAA
Messenger RNA from Lagenorhynchus albirostris (white-beaked dolphin), 771 nucleotides. RefSeq names its product chromosome 5 C21orf140 homolog (gene C5H21orf140). Bases 1 to 771 code for a protein of 256 amino acids. The record is from RefSeq and is a predicted model, not a curated record. NCBI's taxonomy places the organism in Eukaryota, Metazoa, Chordata, Mammalia, Artiodactyla, Delphinidae. The transcript has a single exon.